AUGCGAGUCCGAGGCUUACAGACAGCCCUUCGGGCUGUGUCAGCAUUUGCUCAAAUCCACCAAGGAUACGCCGCUUCCAAUUUUCCUGUUCCGUGGAGCGUAAAGUACUACGGCCCAGAUGGACCGUGGCAAGCAGUCAGUGUCAGCGUCGGCGGAGUUAACAGUCAGGCUACAACUCAGGUCGACUUGUAUCCCAGCGGCGCAUACGGCUCGCCCAUAAUAACCUCCGAGGCGUGCGAACCCUACCCCGAUACUCCUUGCGGUGCAGGCGGUAUCUGGUCUCCGACCAACGUAGAAGCAACGGCUACGAGCUACCGGCAGGGCUGGAUUGGACAUGCGGACCAGAUCGAAGCCUAUGGCGCAUCGUAUAUCCAGGCCAUGACCAUCAACGGACAAACAGUGCCAUACGUCCCGCUGGUUGCCAUAGACAAUGCCACCAUUACAAGUCCAUCGGGAAAGAAAUAUGGUCCACAGUGCGGUAAUCUUGCACUGGGCAUCGGUGGCGGCGUCCAAACUCAAAACUUCCCGGACGCGUCAUCAGACGUCGAUACGGGAUUUAUGUUCUUACCGGGACUUUACAAUCAGAGCGUCAUCCCUUCCUAUGCCUACGGUCUACACUACGGCUCCGCAACUCUGAAGUACGGAGGGUCCCUCGUGUUCGGCGGCUACGACAAAGGCCGAGUGCUGGGUAAAUACACCAACUACACCGGUAGCGAGAUUUCUCUUCUCGAUAUCGGCAUCGGUGUCGAGAAAGGCGGGUCGCCCUUUGAAUCGGGCUUCAAGAGUAAAUCCGGCCUACUCCUCAACAGCACGGGUCACCAGACAUCCUUCACCGUCAACCCCAACCCGGGAAUCCCAGGCCUGUACCUCCCCGGCAAGACGUGCCAGGAAAUCGCCAAAUACCUACCACUCACCUUCGACACCUCCCUCCAGUACUACCUCUGGAACACAGACGACGAACGCUACGAAAAAAUAAUCACCUCCCCCUCCUACCUCAGCUUCACCUUCCCCUGGACCGGCGACUCCUCCUCCUCUUCCAACAUAACCAUCAAAGUCCCCUUCCUCCUCCUCAACCUCACCCUCGACGCCCCUCUCGUCUCAACCCCAACCCCUUACUUCCCCUGCAUCCCCAUCGACCCCACGGGCGGCGACGUGUACCGGCUGGGCCGCGCCUUCCUGCAAGCGGCCUUCACGGGCCACAACUUCAUCGAGACGCACAGCUGGCUGGCACAGGCCCCCGGCCCGGGAACUGCGCGCAACGGCCUCGGCGUCGACCGCGUCGACCUCGCCGCCCACGCCACGGCCAUCGAGACCAACGGCGAUCCGGACGGCGCCAAGUGGGCCGCCAGCUGGGAGGGCUACUGGGAGCCGCUGGCCGAGGACGGGUCGCAGACGGCGACGCCGACGGCGCUGAGCAACCCAGAGACUAGCGGUGAGGAUGGUGGUGAUGGGGGGUUGAGCACGGCGGCGAAGGUUGCGGUCGCGGUGGUUGGUGUGGUGGCGGCGGCGCUGGUCGCUGGCUUGUUAGUGUGGUGGCGGCGGAGGAAGGAGAAGAGGCGAGUGGAGGAGGUGCGUGAGGGGCACCGGUUGAGGAGCGAUAAGUGUCCGUUCGGCUGUCCUCACGGCAUGCACGCCUUCCAGUGUCCGUUCAGACCGCCGGCCCCGCCUGUGGAGCUGUGGACGCAACCGCCGAUGCUGCCCGGGACGGAGAUCAUGCAUGAGAUGCCCGGUAGUGGGCCUUUGUCACCCAGGGAGUUGGAUGCUUGGAGGAAGUCGAUGGCAUCGAGGCGGUCAGGAAUAUGA
This is a messenger RNA of Lasiodiplodia theobromae, 1803 nucleotides long. Its product is annotated as Peptidase aspartic protein. The record is from RefSeq and is a predicted model, not a curated record. The transcript has a single exon. NCBI's taxonomy places the organism in Eukaryota, Fungi, Ascomycota, Dothideomycetes, Botryosphaeriales, Botryosphaeriaceae. Bases 1 to 1803 code for a protein of 600 amino acids.